AUGUAGAUACAUCUGCUGAAUAAAAUGAAUUGAGUGGUUACUUGGAACAAAUAAUUAAAAUAAAUAUGUUGCAAAUAGCUUCAUAAUAAAAUAAAAAAAUUUUUACAGUAUGAAAAGGUACAAGGGCUAAGACUGUAUAAGAAAAUAUGUAAUUAUAUAUAAGUUUAUAAAAACUAAUUUCCAACGUAUUUGAAUGUAUCUACAUAUGUAUAUGAUAGUAUACAAAAAUAUUUCGUUAUCUUUAAUAUAUUUUCGGACAUAUUAAAUUCUAAUUUUACUGUUGUUUUUUCUGAGAUAAAUACUCCGAAAAUGGUUGAUAAUACAGUUGAACAAUUUGCUAGACAAUUAUUUUUAUAAAUAUCAGAACUUUCAUAUCAUUAUUUUACAUAAAAUAUGGAAUAAUCGUAUCAUGAAAAAAGGGACAAAAAAUAAAAAAUGGUGAUGAUGUCUUCAUGAAUACGAUAUUUCAGAGGAGUUUCUUCAUUUAUGAAUAUUGUGAAUUUUAAAUGUGAAUAAAUUUAGAUAUGGUAAAUGCGAAUUCGUUAAAUAUCCUAAGGAUUUAGAUAAUUUUUGGAUUAAAUUUCCUGCUGAAUCACACCCUGUAAUUAAAAACAAUUAAUUAACAAGUAAAUUCGUUUGGCAUCUAUAGAAACUUUUUGCGUUGCUUCUUCAUUACUACAAUACUGGGAAAAAAUAUAACUUUUGCUUUGUUAUCUUGUUUUGGAUUCAUGCUAUAGAUCUUAGUAGGCUAAAUCGAGCGUCUUUUGCCAAAAACUAUAGUCAAUUGACAAAAUGAUCCACUGAAGCGUCACACUUCUUAUAAACAUAUUAAAAAUGUUUAUUUAUUUAGUAGCUCCAGUGGCUACGUUUGUUUUUAUUUUUGGACUCUUGUACAUCAAGCGCCUAGAUAAUUGGUUACGAUCAUCGAUACGGUGUUCGUUGAUCUUGUAUAAUGGAUUAAUAUACAGAACCGCAAUCCAAACGUCAUUAAAUAAUAGAGAUUCGGAAAGUAAUUUGACAAGUGAAAGUCCUAUGGCUGUAAUUAGUGAUAGAGAUAGAGUAGAGUAUGACGAACUAUUGGCACAAAAAAUAGUAGCUAACAAUAACGAAAGAUUAUCAGAUGCAUUUUUGGAAGAAGUUGGAAACAGGUCGAAGAACUUGAAUCCACCACGGUAUUCUUUUGAAGAUAUAGUAUCAGAGGAAAGGAACAAAGAUCUUGGAUUACGUGUCAAAACACAUCAAUUGGGAAUAACGUAUGAUAAUAUUACACGAACGAGCAAACAAGAAGGGAAGGAAAAUAUAUUAGAAACGUUGAAGAGUUCCGUUGAAAAGUCCAAUUAUCCGUCUUCUCGGUUAAAUAAACAAAUAUAUAAUCUGAUCUUGAAGGAAGGUCAGAAGGAAUGUGAAGCAAGACAGAAAUUACUCAGCAGCGAUAAUAACAAGUUCAAUGAACCGUUACCGAUUGAAAUAAAGGAAUACCUUCCAUCGUCGUCGGAAAAAAAAGCUGGAUUGAAAGAUAACAUCGAUAAAUGAUCUAAAUUUAACAAUUAAAUGUUAAAAUAUCGUCAUUCCUGUUUCCCGGUUUUGAGCAUAAUUGGCGUAAAUCGGGAAUAAGAAUCUGUCACAACCAUUUGUGAGUUGAUCAAGGUUCUCAAAUAAAACAGGAACACAGAAUAAUAAGAAAGAAGCAAGUUUAGUAACAGGAAUGUAGGGUAAUGAAGGUCAUAGACAACAGACUUAAGAUAAAAAAUUAGCAAUUAAUAAAUUCAUUUAUUUAAUCUUUUUGUACCUUUGUAUUACAAUAUAGUAAUAUUGAUAUCAUUACAACAUUUAAUAAAGUGUUUAAUGUCAAAAAUAA
Messenger RNA from Bombus terrestris (buff-tailed bumblebee), 1858 nucleotides. RefSeq lists its product as uncharacterized. Bases 835 to 1533 code for a protein of 232 amino acids. The transcript has 5 exons. NCBI's taxonomy places the organism in Eukaryota, Metazoa, Arthropoda, Insecta, Hymenoptera, Apidae. The record is from RefSeq and is a predicted model, not a curated record.